AUGCCCGGCAUGAUGGAGAAAGGGCCUGAGUUCCUGGGGAAGAACCGUACGGCCAACGGCAGCACCAAGAGCCCGGCCGGCAGCGGCGGCGGCGGCGGCGCUUCGUCCACCAACGGCGGGCUCCACUAUUCGGAGCCUGAGAGUGGCUGCAGCAGCGACGACGAGCACGGUGAUGUUGGGAUGAGAGUCGGCGCCGAAUACCAAGCUCGGAUCCCUGAAUUUGAUCCUGGUGCUACAAAGUACACAGAUAAAGACAAUGGGGGAAUGCUCGUCUGGUCUCCAUAUCAUAGCAUUCCAGAUGCCAAAUUGGAUGAAUAUAUUGCAAUUGCAAAAGAGAAACAUGGCUACAAUGUUGAACAGGCACUUGGCAUGUUAUUCUGGCAUAAACAUAACAUUGAGAAGUCUCUUGCUGAUCUCCCUAAUUUCACCCCCUUCCCUGAUGAGUGGACAGUGGAAGAUAAAGUCCUCUUUGAACAAGCCUUUAGUUUUCAUGGCAAGAGUUUUCACAGGAUUCAGCAAAUGCUUCCAGAUAAGACUAUUGCAAGUCUUGUAAAAUAUUACUAUUCCUGGAAAAAAACUCGGUCUCGGACAAGUUUGAUGGAUCGCCAGGCUCGAAAAUUAGCUAACAGACAUAAUCAGGGUGACAGUGACAAUGUCAAGAUAGAUAUGAUUCAUUUCCUCCAGCAGUAUGUCCACUUUGAUGAUGAUGUGGAAGAAGCACACCCGAUGGAUGGGAAUGAUAGUGAUUAUGAUCCAAAAAAAGAAGCCAAAAAAGAGGGUAAUGCUGAACAGCCUGUCCAAACUAGCAAGAUUGGACUGGGUAGGAGAGAGUAUCAGAGUUUACAACACCGUCAUCAUUCUCAGCGUUCUAAGUGCCGUCCACCCAAGGGCAUGUAUCUGACUCAGGAAGAUGUGGUCGCAGUUUCUUGUAGUCCCAAUGCAGCCAACACCAUUCUUAGACAGCUGGAUAUGGAGUUAAUCUCCCUGAAACGUCAGGUUCAAAAUGCUAAGCAAGUAAACAGUGCACUUAAACAGAAAAUGGAAGGGGGAAUUGAAGAAUUCAAGCCUCCUGAGUCAAAUCAGAAAAUUAAUGCCCGUUGGACCACAGAGGAGCAGCUUCUAGCAGUGCAAGGUGUCCGCAAAUAUGGUAAAGAUUUUCAAGCUAUUGCAGAUGUAAUUGGCAACAAGACUGUUGGCCAAGUGAAGAACUUCUUUGUAAACUACAGGCGUCGGUUUAACUUAGAGGAGGUAUUGCAGGAGUGGGAAGCAGAACAAGGAACCCAGGCUUCUAAUGGUGAUGCUUCUACCUUAGGGGAGGAGACAAAAAGUGCUUCUAAUGGGCCCUCAGGAAAGAGCACUGAUGAAGAAGAGGAGGCACAGACGGUUCAGGCUACCCAGUCUCUGGGCCCAUCACCUCCUGCCCCAGCUUCCACUCCAACUCCAGCAGCCCCCAUUGCCACUCUGAACCAGCCUCCACCACUGCUUCGUCCAACACUUCCUGCUGCCCCUGCUCUCCAUCGGCAGCCUCCACCUCUCCAGCAGCAGGCCCGGUUCAUUCAACCUCGGCCAACUCUCAAUCAGCCUCCCCCACCUCUCAUUCGCCCUGCUAAUUCCAUGCCUCCCCGUCUAAACCCAAGACCAGUGUUGUCGACAGUUGGUGGCCAACAGCCUCCAUCACUGAUUGGAAUUCAGACAGACUCACAAUCUUCAAUGCAUUAAAGAAAUGAAGUUGGACAGAGCUGCAAUAACUUUCUAAUCCCACCAGUUUGCCAAUGUUCGUCUCACUGUUGAAGAAGAGGAAGGGGCAAACCUUUCUAGAUAUUCAAGCUGAAAGUUUCAAAGUGAGGCUGCAAGUCAAUACUUGUUGCAGUGACAACAUAAGUGGACAUCUACAACAUUUUUCAGUGCAUCAGACUAAAAUAUUAUACAACAUAAAGCCUCCAAUUAGCCCUGUUUUCUAUGAAUAUUUGUUCAAGGAAGUUUCCCACAAAAGGAAAAAAAAAGAUUGUGUUCUGUGCACCGAGGUUGUUUGAUUUUUACUGUAUUUAUUUUACUGAAGUUCUUUAUAUUCCAACCUCUUUAUAUUCAAAGUUCAUAGUACAAGAAUAUGUCUAUUUAGGAAUUGUGAAAAAAACUCCAUAGACUUUGAAAUUAAUGUGGAGUUUGGCUUUUUUUGUUUGCUUUCAAUUUAAUUUAAAAAAAAAUAUUUUCCUAUGUUAGGAGUGAAAGACUAAAUAGCCUGCAUUUCAGUUUCUGGCAAAUGUUCUAUGAGAGAUAGUACAAUUCAAUGCACCUUUAAGAAAAAUGCAGCAGCUUAACCUUUUGCUCCAAAAGACAUUGCAUUCUUUCUAAAGGAAAUUUAAGAGAUGUGUGUGUGUGUGUGUGUAUACACAUAUGUGUGUGUGUAUAUAUAUAUGUACAUAUAUAUAUAUACAUAUAUAUAUAUGCACAUUCCUUCGAAAGAAAGCAAUUUAAUCAAUUGCAAAGCAAUUACGUGAAGCCACAAAGAAUGUACUGAAUUUAUCCCUGUUUAGUGAUGUUGGGUCUUAAUGCAAAGUUGAAAUCCUCAUUUUAAAAGUUAUUGACCCACCAUCCACAGUAAAAGAGCUUACUACCAGUAUUGGAGUGAUUCCUUUUACUUUUCAUUUAAGAAUGAGGAUAUAAUCUAUUAUAGUAUCUUUGUUUUAACUCCUUUCAAAAUUGAACUUUUUUUCUAGAUUGUUAAAUGCUACAUGCUUUACUAGUUGCAUGUAACAACUACUAUUUGGAAGCUAUAGGAAAGAGUGUUAUUUUAUCAAUUAUGUGAAGGUGGUGGCUAUAAAAAGUUCUAUUUUUUGGAUUUGGGUUUUCUGAACUAAAAAUUGCCCCCCUCUCAUUUCAUAUGUUUUAUCUUUAAUGUCUUUUUUGUUUGUUUGUUUGUUUUUAUAUGAGUCUCCAAUGUGCUAUUUGGAUGCAUUUGUGAGUGUUCUUGCAACUCAUGAGUUUUGUCUAGGGCUUAACUAUCAGAAUCAUUUGUUUAAAAAUUAAGAAUUUGAUCUCUGCUAUUUAAAGAUAUAUCAAGUAUGUGUUCAUCAAUUGUGCUAUUAUUAACUAAAAUGGAAGUGCCGAGAGCCCUCUCAUUAAGGCACCACUAACAGUUACCUUCUCUGUUCACUAUGUAAUGAUCGAGCUCCUGCUUAGUGCUCUGUAGCACUGUGACUAGAGAGAAUGUUUGAGGAAUCACAGUUUUGAAAGAAAUUUUUAAUUCAUUAUUAGAAUCAUGAUAUGAAAAGGGAUGGGCUUAUACUAUUAUAGUGGAAUUUAAGGUUAAAUUUCUAAUUUUUAGCCUUAAGUGCAUUUUUGUAGCAAAAGCUGAUUCAAAAACAAUUUCUGAUAACCCAUAUGUUAUAGAAAGCUGAUUUUUCCUGAUUGGUUUUGAUACUAAAAUGGUACUACUGCCUUCAAAGUAUACUUAGAAGUGGUUUUCCCAAAUAUUGGAACUUUUUCAAGUAGUGCCAGUUUUGGAUUACUAGAACAAUUAAAGUAACUCUUGAUCAUCUAACAGAACCAGAUGAAACCUAACUGGUCUCCAAAUUCUUAAUUUUCAAAAAUUCACUUAGGGCAUUUUUGAACUUAAAAUAACUAUUGGAGAUAAUUACAAUGUCUUAAGGGAAGGUAUCUAAAGUAUUUUUGAGUAUUUAGAUUGACUCACAAAUGUGCACACUAUACCUUUGCAACCUUUUUUGUCUUGUCUCUUGUCAAAUAGAACUUCAAUAUACAGUAUGUGGGGUGUGUCAGUAAAGUUGGUCAACACCAGCAUCUAUCGAGCUUUUUUAGUACUUUGUGAUUCAGUUAAAACCUGUUCUUUCCCAGGCUUGGGCAAAGGUGCUGUAUCUGAGGAAUGUGCUAUAAUUUGAUUUACAUACAUUAGAGCACAUAGUAGGGAAAUCUUAGCUUCAGUAGUAACAUGGCAAAUGUAUAUAGUGAAAUGUCUUUUUAUUGUGUGCUUUGCAUAUUAUGUAAAUACUUUGCACGUCUUCCCCACUCCCAUCUUUUUUUUUCUUUUUCCUUGGUUUUUGUUUUUGUUUUUGUUUUUUUUGUUUGUUUGUUUUUGUUUAAGCAGUGUUUGGCCUAAAAGAGUGAUAUGCUUGCUGCUUAAUCAAAGGAUUAAAAUUUUAAAGAAGUCUGUGUCUUCUAUUUUUAUAUAAUUUUAACACCAUGUGAACACAUUAGGACCUUUUUACUGUGAACCUUUAUAUUAAGGAAAGACUUAGAAAUAUCUUUUAAUUACCAUUUUUGUUCAUUUCAGAGUAAAACAGUUUGAAAGCUAAAUAGCUUUGGUAAUUUCUAAGAAAUCACCAAAGUAUUUUUCUGCUUAUUUUUAAAUAAACGACAUGUUGCCACCUA
This is a messenger RNA of Monodelphis domestica (gray short-tailed opossum), 4386 nucleotides long. The record is from RefSeq and is a predicted model, not a curated record. Lineage: Eukaryota; Metazoa; Chordata; Mammalia; Didelphimorphia; Didelphidae.